Molecule: messenger RNA, 2033 nt
Organism: Lepisosteus oculatus (spotted gar)
Lineage: Eukaryota; Metazoa; Chordata; Actinopteri; Semionotiformes; Lepisosteidae
Gene: dnajc12
Product: DnaJ (Hsp40) homolog, subfamily C, member 12
Cellular component (GO): cytoplasm
Source: RefSeq, a predicted model, not a curated record
GGGCUGACAAAGAAUGUAGUACCGUGGCUGUAUCUAACGGAUAACGCCUUGCUUCAUCACAAGACUUUUCUCUAUCUAUACGUCUCUCUAUAAUCCAUCAUACUAAAAACCAUUGCAACUUUAUUCUAUGAUUCAUCUCGGCCAUCAAACCAAAUUUAAGUUUAAGCGUUAUGUAUCUGCCUGAAAGGCACAGGCGUUGUUGGCAAAUGGCUUCCGUUAUUUUAUAGGCUCGGAGGCGAGCAAGUAUGGAAAGCAGGGAUGACUGUGUCUCUGAUAUUUAUUGAAUUAAAGAUGUAUAUCACAUUUAAUCAUGAUCAAGGACCUUGCUUAUUGCUUAAUCUUUUUCGGUUAGAUGAUGAUAGGUGCUAUAAAGGGUUUUGUGCACCGAUAUCGGCUCUAAAACAUACAUACUGGUGUUAAACAGUGAUUGCUAGAUGCGAGAUUUUGAAUCACACUCUACGGUACUUUUGCCUGAUAUACGGAAUGUAAACUAAAAGACCUAACUUAAAAUUUACGAAGCGGGAUAAUAGAAAUACUAACAGGUUCUAGAUACAACGCAGGAGAUGUACUGGACAUCUCGACUACAUAUCCCAAAUUGCAUUGUGUAAUGUAAGUCAAAGCCCCUUCAGUGUGUAUUUUCUCCUCCCACCGUCGCUGGUCCAAUAAACUCUGGAUCAAAAUGCUCAAAAGCAUCAGCUGACCGUUGCGUGAAAGAACUGGAAUGAGUCAUAAGAUAGGCUACAUUUAGCAGGUUUAAGAUGGACGCGAUUUUGAACUGCAAACCUGAAGAUCUGGAAGACUACUACGGUUUGCUUGGAUGCGAUGAACUGUCUUCGGUGGACCAGAUCUUGGCUGAGUUCAAAGUCAGAGCUCUAGCAUGUCACCCAGACAAGCAUCCGGAAAAUCCCAAAGCAGUAGAAAACUUUCAAAAGCUGCAGGAAGCCAAAGAAGUCCUGACUAAUGAAGACAGUAGAGCCCGUUAUGACUUUUGGCGACGCAGCAGAAUCACAGUCCCCUUCCAUGACUGGGAAGCCCUCAGCGACUCUGUCAAAACUUCAAUGCACUGGGCAGUGAACACCAAGAAGGAGCCCAUGCUGGAGGGCCCGGAAGAGAAAGCUGCUCUCGGCAGUGGUGAGCAGGCCUGGCACGUGGGGAAGGCAGAAGACAAGACCCCGGGUAAUGAGGGAGUACAGUCUCCUAACACACCAACAUCCCCAAAUGAGAACUACUGGCACUUGCGUUUUCGCUGGUCAGCUGAUACUCCAUCUGAUCUUCUGAGGAAAUUCCGAAAUUAUGAGAUCUAAAUCCACAUCAUGCUUCGUGGAGAUGUCUUGUUAGAGUUGAGUUGUCAACGUCCGUCUUUGCCUUGGGUUUAAUGUUUCACAGUUUUGUUGUCUCUGUAAAUAGUCUUAAAGUGUAAGAAUAGACGAAUGCAUAGAUGCUGCACAAAAACCAAUGUGAUAAGUCCAUUUCCUGAUCACUUGUGACUGCAGUAAUGUAUUAUCAGUAGUAGUAGUGAGCUAGGACUACCCUAGCCAACCUUCUGGAAAUGCCAAAGAUUUUAAGGUAAAUCUAGAGAUGUUGUUAUUACGGAAAAUAAUAUAUCCAGUACAUUAUUCCGCAUCUGUAUGUGUUUUCACUGAAAAGGUCGUGCAAAUCAUUUAGUUUUAAUUUUGUCUUUUGGGUAUUUAUUGAGUUUGAUCCUUUUGAUAAAAACAUUAUGGCACAUAAAUGCAUAUGAAUUAUAUCUUUACUUAUUGGUAAUCAGUUAUUUUUGAUUGUAUGAGGCUGAUAAAUCCCCUGUUAUGCAUUGAUGACUGUGUUUUGUGUAUUAUUAAUGUUGUUUGUUGUUAUAUGAAUAUCUAUGAGUAGAGAUGCCUACAGUAUGUACUAGUUUUUUAAUCUUAAAGUAUUAUCAUAUCUUCAUAUUAUUAUAUAUUUGAUUAAGGUUUUGUAUUGGUCUUUGUUGCAAAAUGUGACAUUUUAGUAACAUUGGGUGGACAUUUCAAUACAAUAAAUGUAUUUACUGAAAA